This is a messenger RNA of Xyrauchen texanus (razorback sucker), 1215 nucleotides long. RefSeq names its product SBDS ribosome maturation factor (gene sbds). Bases 79 to 828 code for a protein of 249 amino acids. The transcript is spliced from 5 exons. The record is from RefSeq and is a predicted model, not a curated record. NCBI's taxonomy places the organism in Eukaryota, Metazoa, Chordata, Actinopteri, Cypriniformes, Catostomidae. Gene Ontology annotation, biological process: cytosolic ribosome assembly; ribosome biogenesis.
GAUUUAGCUCUCGAUGAAGAGAUACAGGAAGAAACAGAGCAGAUAAAUAUCACGUUGACCGAAAGACAAUAUUGAAAAAUGUCAAUAUUCACACCAACUAACCAAAUCAGAUUAACAAAUGUCGCCGUCGUGAGGAUGAAGAAAGGAGGGAAAAGAUUUGAAAUAGCGUGUUAUAAAAACAAAGUGAUGAGUUGGAGAUCCGGGGCUGAGAAAGAUCUUGACGAAGUCCUGCAGACGAACACCGUGUUUGUAAAUGUGUCUAAGGGGCAAGUGGCAAAGAAAGAGGACCUGAAAGCUUUUGGCACAGAAGACCUGACAGAAAUAUGCAAACAGAUUUUAGCUAAAGGAGAACUACAGGUAUCAGACAAGGAGCGUCAGAGUCAGUUGGAACAGAUGUUUCGGGAUAUCGCAACUAUUGUGGCUGAAAAAUGUGUCAAUCCUGAGACUAAACGGCCCUACACAGUGAACCUCAUAGAGAGAGCCAUGAAGGAUAUUCACUACUCCGUUAAAGCACACAAAAGCACUAAACAGCAGGCACUUGAGGUCAUCAAACAGCUGAAAGAAUCCAUUCAGAUCCAGAGAGCUCAUAUGCGUGUACGCUUCGUCUUGCCAGCCAAGGAUGGGAAAAGACUGAAAGAGAAGCUCAAACCCCUGAUAAAGGUGGUGGAGAGUGAAGACUUUGAUGAUGAGCUUGAGAUGGUGUGUCUGAUUGAUCCGGGCUGCUUCCGUGAGAUUGAUGAGCUCAUCCGCUGUGAGACUAAAGGAAAGGGAGCACUGGAGGUGCUCAGUCUCAAAGAUGUGGAAGAAGGAGACGAGAGACUAGAGUAACCUCCUCAUCCUCUUCUGUAACUAACACAUAUUAAACUGUUGCUGAUUCAUUUAACACGAAGAGCCUUUUAUUUUUUAAGUUAUAUAUUAUUAUGGCCUGUCAACAUGUGCAAAAAACUAUUGGAGAACCACAGAUUAUUAUUAAUAACCGCAAUUGCAUUAGUAUUUCCACAGCUGUUACAGGCUUUAGGGGGAAAAAUCCUGACAGAUUACAUCAAAUACAAAGUUCUCGAGGUUUUUAUUUUUUGUGAAAAUGGAAGUGAUGUGGAUAUAUAAUAAAAGUGAUAAUACAAAUGUAGUUCUGUAAAAACACAUGAUUUGUUUGUUUAAUCACUGCCUUUAAAAAAUAUAUGGACAGACAAAACUUUAAAAGUUAUCUUAAAUAAU